GGGCGGCUCUGCCUUCCCGCUGCCCCCGCCGCGCCCGCGGAGCGCACCGAGGGACCCGCACCGGCUCCCCGUUUGGGGACAGGGACGGGGACACGGUCACCCCCGAGGGGCUGCAGGGCCACCUCCGGGCAGGCGACACCCCGCCCCAGCGGCAGGGAGCCUCGUCCGCAAGGUACCACCCUCAGCUCUGCUGGGGAGGAGGAAAAGCGGCGGCUCCGGCGGGUGAGGAGCUGGGCAAGGCCGGUACCGCCAGUAGCCGGCGGGGAGGGAGGGAAGGAAGGAAAGAGGGAGCGAAGUGCUCGGGGUUCUUUUUCCUCUUUAAUCCCUUCCCUGCUUGAGUCAGAGGCUGAAGUCACCGGCAGGAACAUCGCAAAGCUGUUUCCCCACCUCGGGGAAUCUUGUCUGCCCCUAAAAGGAUGUGCUGACCCCCGUGAGUGGCACUUUGGGGGAGCAGGAACUCAUCACACAGCGAUGCUGCCGAGGAAAGCAGAGAAGAGAAUUGCUUCGUCCAUCUUCAUCACCCUCGUGCCACCACGGAGGGACGUGGCCGCCAAGGAGAAAACCCAGCGGGAGCCACGGCCAGAUGGUGCUGAGGUCCCCGGCACCCAUCACCCCCAGCUCCUGCUGUCAGCCCCCACGCUGCCCAACGGAGAAACCCACCCAGUGGCCUCUGUGCCUUCACCCCCACCAGUGCUCCCCCUCUCUGAAGUGCCCCAGCCCUUGUCUGAGGAGACGCUGGGUCUGGCACUGCAACAACUGGACCUUGCAGCACCCGCUGCCCUCCAGGCCCCUUCCACCUUCCCUGCUGAACUGAAGCCGCCCACAUUUCAUCAGGAGCAAGCAGGCAAGCAGCAGUGGCAGGAUGUGAAUGGGUACCCAGAGAGGGACAGCUCCAGAGACAUCUGUGCCUUCUGCCACAAAGCGCUGGGGCCCCGGGAGCCGACAGUGGAGGCAAUGCAGAAGCAGUACCACCCCGACUGCUUCACCUGCCGCUCGUGCCACCGGCUCCUGGCUGGGCAGCGCUACUUCCAGAGAGACGGGCGCCCCACGUGUGGCACCUGCUUCCAGGCCACGCUGGAGAAAUGUGCCAAGUGCCAGGAGCUGAUCACGGAGCACAUCGUGCGUGCCCUGGGCAAGGGCUUCCACCCCAGCUGCUUCUCCUGCGCUGCCUGCGGCCGGGCCAUGGGCGCCGAGAGCUUUGCCGUGGAUGAGCAGGGUGACGUGUACUGCGUGCCUGACUUCUACAGGAAAUACGCCGCAGUGUGCAGCGCCUGCGAGCGCCCCAUCGUCCCCCAUGAGGGCCAGGACACCUACAAGAUCGAGUGCCUGGGACGCAGCUUCCACGAGAGCUGCUACUGCUGCGAGAGCUGCAGGAUGCCCCUGUCGCCAGAGAUGACAGAGAAUGGGUGCUACCCCUUGGAUGACCACCUCCUCUGCAAGUCCUGCCACGUCCGCUGGCGCAACGAGUCGUCCUGCUGAGACCCUGCAGCUCAUCAACCUCUGCCAGUGCCAGGCACCACAAAGGGGGUGCCCCCAGUGGGAUGUGCCCCAUGGCCGACCCUGCCUGUUUGGAGCACCCCCUAAUUACUGCAGAACUGGUUUUCAUCUCCAAAAUUACCCUGACCUGGGGGGGUGGAUAAUUGUGAAUUUAUUGUGGAUAUGUGCCAGCACUCAUGAUGAAUAUAAAAUGCCCUGACAGAGCAGUGACGAGGAGUAGAGGUUUUGUUCCUU
This is a messenger RNA of Oenanthe melanoleuca, 1731 nucleotides long. RefSeq names its product filamin binding LIM protein 1 (gene FBLIM1). Gene Ontology annotation, molecular function: filamin binding. The record is from RefSeq and is a predicted model, not a curated record. Bases 472 to 1479 code for a protein of 335 amino acids. Gene Ontology annotation, cellular component: stress fiber; focal adhesion. NCBI's taxonomy places the organism in Eukaryota, Metazoa, Chordata, Aves, Passeriformes, Muscicapidae. Gene Ontology annotation, biological process: cell-cell adhesion. The transcript has 9 exons.